This is a messenger RNA of Sardina pilchardus (European sardine), 4410 nucleotides long. It is a transcript of the gene mgrn1a, whose product is annotated as mahogunin, ring finger 1a. Gene Ontology annotation, molecular function: ubiquitin protein ligase activity. Gene Ontology annotation, cellular component: cytoplasm; plasma membrane; nucleus. Gene Ontology annotation, biological process: protein ubiquitination; negative regulation of G protein-coupled receptor signaling pathway; endosome to lysosome transport. The transcript has 17 exons. Lineage: Eukaryota; Metazoa; Chordata; Actinopteri; Clupeiformes; Clupeidae. Bases 541 to 2148 code for a protein of 535 amino acids. The record is from RefSeq and is a predicted model, not a curated record.
UGAUAUGAUGAUGUGGUUUGAAUAUUGCCUCCUCACGUGCGCUCUGCCUUCACCAAAUAGUUCAACACGCCUGUAAAGUUGUAAAGUAUUUUUAAUGGUCUAACAAGCGACACAUUUAUUCGACUUCAGGAAACUCCUGCUUUUUGGGAAGUUAGGAAGUUGGGAAGCUGUGAAAGGUUCGCAGCCUACGCAUCCCGCAGUGCACCGCUCAUAUUCCCAAGUAGCGACUCUCGCGCGACUUUGUAAUUUUCUUCAACAAGGAAUAACAACACUCAACUCAGUUGUUUCGUCGUUUAUCUUUUGCAGAUUACCUCUUAACGAUUGAUUUGUUGUAAUCAUAUAGUGAUAGUUAGGUUUCCAAACUGUUCCUUUUUUGAUCGUUUUCAAGAAAGUCACAUAUUUGGUCUCCAGACGGGAGUGUUUUGAAACAUUGAAACAACCGAGGAUAAGAAUGGGAAGCUGAAUUUUACAACACUAAUUUGGAUUGUUUCACAUUAUUUUCAAAUUUACCUAAAGACGCUGGUGUAAAUCUGUUGCAAAAUGGGUUCAAUACUCAGCCGUAGAAUUGCUGGUGUUGAAGAUAUUGAUAUUCAGGCUAAUUCUGCGUAUCGAUAUCCACCGAAAUCAGGCAAUUACUUCACAAGCCAUUUCUUUAUGGGAGGAGAGAAGUUUGACACACCACAUCCAGAGGGAUAUCUGUUUGGUGAAAACAUGGAUUUAAACUUUCUAGGCAACCGACCUGUACAGUUUCCCUAUGUGACCCCAGCUCCACAUGAACCAGUGAAGACACUAAGGAGUCUGGUCAACAUCAGGAAGGAUUCCCUCCGUCUGAUCAGGUACAAAGAUGACUCUGAUAGCCCAACAGACGAGACUGGCAGCCCCAGAGUACUCUAUGGUGUGGAGUUCAGCUUUGAUGCCGAUGCUCGAGUUGCCAUCACACUAUACUGUCAAGCCUUUGAAGAAUUUUCCAACGGAAUGGCCAUAUACAGCCCCAAAAAUCCCUGGCUUGCGUCCGAAACAGUCCAUUACAAGAGAGGCAUAAAUCAGCACUUUUCCCUGCCCUCCUUCAAGAUUGACUUCACCAAGUGGAAGCCAGAAGAGCUGAACUUUGACCUUGACCGAGGGGUCUUUCCGAUGGUGAUCCAGGCCGUUGUGGAUGAAGGGGAUGGGAGGGUUCCUGACAUAUCGGGACAUGCACAUGUGCUGCUGGCAGCCUUUGAAAGGCACGUCGACGGCAGCUUUUCUGUGAAACCCCUGAAACAGAAGCAAAUUGUGGACCGUGUAAGCUACCUGCUGCAAGAGAUCUAUGGCAUUGAGAAUAAGAACAAACAGGACAAAAAGACCCCAGACGAUGAGAACAGCGACAACAGCAGCGAGUGCGUGGUGUGCCUGUCAGAUCUGCGGGACACACUGAUCCUGCCCUGCCGACACCUCUGCCUGUGUAACGCCUGCGCGGACACACUGCGCUACCAGGCCAACAACUGCCCUAUCUGCCGCCUGCCCUUCAGGGCUCUGCUGCAGAUCCGUGCGGUCAGGAAGAAGCCUGCGGGCUCUCUGUCUCCCGUGUCCUUCAGCCCGGUGCUGGCUCAGAGCACCGAACACACGGAGCACUCGCAAAACUCUGAUAACAUCCCGCCGGGCUACGAGGCCAUCUCCCUGCUGGAGGCACUCAACGGCAUCUGCUCCGUGCCCUCCCCCAUCCCGUCCGCCCCCCUCUACAAGGAGAUCCAGUUUCCCGGGGACGGCGGCGACCCCCUGGCUCUGAGCCGGCCCCAGAGUGUGGGCGACCUGCCAGGGGACGCGGCGCUGCUCAAGAGCAAAGGCAGCAAGUCACCUGACAGCUCCACGCGCUCGCCUUCCUCCCCCAUCCAGGAGGAGGAGGACGAGGAGAGGCUGUCGGAGGUGUCUGACGCACGCUCCCACUCCCUGCUGCCCUGCUCCCCAGACCCCACCGAGGUCACCGUGACCGAGGGGACCCCAGAAGCUGUCACCCCUAACUCAGAUGGCUGUUCUCUGGUCCACUCUGUGAGUGAUGUUCUGCAGGGCUGUCACAGUGAGCGCAGCAGUCUGACCCGUACUGAGAGCACCCCCUCCACAGAGCUGGCCCUGCCUGACCCGGAGCCCAGCUCUCCUGCUGUGGAGGAGUGACCGGCUCGUCCGAGUCCAUGGAGAGUCUGAAGAGCCGCAGCACCAGCAGCUCCAGCCAGCCCCUGCUCUGCCUGCCCAGCUCCCUGCACCUGGAGGACGAGCGCCUCACCCCCUAGACAAGGAUCCUGCUCACCCCCCUGCCCGCUAUCACACCCCAUUUAUACCCCCCACCCCACCCCCGCCCACUCUCACACCCCAUUUAUACCCCCCACCCCCCCCGCCCAUUCUCACACCCCAUUUAUACCCCCCUCCCCCCACCCACCCACCCACCCAUUCCAUGGGGCAACUGUCCCUCUCUCCUGAUGCGAGACCUCUGCUUUUGUGGCAGUGGUCCCCACCGGCGGUGUCUAGACGGUUCUAGAGAGUUCUAGGUCCUGGUGUAUGUUAGUGCACUUUCAUUUCUACACUCGAAAAGAUAUAUACAUUUCAGAGACUUUGUCAAAUUGACACUAAAAAAAAAAAUGGAGAUUCUUUGUGUCCAAUCAGAGACACUUGUCCUUGCCCUUUUGCACAAACCAAAUGCUUUAGUAAAUGGCCUUUCUGUUCAGAAACAAAAUAGUAGCAAUGGAUAUCUAUGUUUAUGGUUCAUUGCCUUGUUUUACUACCAGAAAAUUAGUAUUUUAGUAUUAUGUAAUCAUAGACUGAAGGUAUCUUCCAUUUCAAAAGGUUUAGCUUUAAAUCGUGUACAGCAUUAGUGGACAUUUCUGACUCUCACACCAGUAGUCCACAUUCUACUUUUGACGCACAUAGAAUCACUGGCAAGUAGAGAUGCCUGCCUUUCAAUGCUUCCUGACUGGUUAUUGGAAUGUUAGAAUGUUGUUUUUUUAUUUGUGAAAAUAUAACGGCUGCUUGCAUACUUAUUUUGAAAAUAUCAUUGCUAGUAGCUUUACAAUAUCACGAUUGAGACAAUCUAUCUGAAUGACCGCCAAUGCCCCAGACAGGACACUGUCCAAUUACUCAUCAGUUGUGGUGUGACAGUCCUAUAGAUGGCUCUUCCUGUCCUAAUUGAAGCGCUACACUUAAUCAUUUCUGUGAAUCAUACACUACAAGAGAACCAGAGAGGAAUACCGUAUAUGGACGUGACAGUGUAAUGUACACAUCCCUUACCCUGAUCCACAUCAAAACAGCCUCGUCCACCCAAACAAGCACCUUCAGUGUUCAGUACAAUCCUUACACUUGGUAGGCCAUCUUAAAUGUUGGUUUGUGAUUCUUGAGUGGUCGUUUAAAGGUGUGGACCAGUAAUCCUGACGUCGUGUACUCUCCCUCUCUGAGCUCCGGUGUGUUCUCAUCAACAGUAGAUCAGCGUUGUGGCAUUAUCCCUUUAACGUUCUGAUGCAGCUGUUCUCUGUAUUCGUGUGCCUUACAGUACAGUGGCUUUUUUUCUAAUGCUGUUUGAAGAGACCUCUUUUGUGGUGUGGGAACAUCGAUGUUUUCUGAGGUUUUUGAAGUGAAUCUGAAUUUGAUUUAAUUCCAUUUGAAGUGGCGGUUCAUUUCACAGAGUGACAUUUGAGAAUGUUUUUUGAUUUGUGUUUUGAUUCAUUUUUAUUAUAUUUCAGUUUUAAGAGUUGCCUGCAGUCUUGGUGAUGCUAUAUUCAGUACUCAAUCUAACAACACUCUGUAUAUGUUUAUGUAGUCUUCAUUAUUGGUACAAAAUCAUUCGAAGUGUGUACUCCUAGUCCUACCAAUCUCUUAUCAAAGCCUUUACCGAUGUCAUUUUCAAGAAAGAUGCUGUGUGGAGAAAUGUAUUUUAGCAACCCAUCUUUAUUAAACAAAUACCAGAGAAUAUGACAAAAGAAAUGUCAUGCAGUGCAGUACAUUUUUGGAAAAGAACAAUUAUAGGGUUCUUUGUGAAGUCUAGUAGUAAAAUGUCAUUGCCAGAAAAAAAUGUUUUUAGAAGUUUGCAUGAAUGAUUUAGGCCUAUAGCCUAGAAAUCUAGACGCACCCUAGCGGCAAAAAAUAUGUUUUGCCUAGCGGGAUGGUCUAGGGUCGCACCGUUAAGGCCAAGCCUGUGUUCGACACCAAGUCAGUCGGUCCAAUCAUAAGGUUGAGCAGAAAGAAGCACUCAAGUCAUUCAAUUUAAAGAAGGAUGUAUUUGCUGUUUUGCCGACCGGCUACGAUUGGUCACAAAUGCUGGCCUAUUACGUGCAGAGGCAGUCUGAAAGACAACUGUUCAUCCCACCCACAGGCUUCAGCUCUGUGAAUGGUCCGACCCCAGACCAUUUCUGUAUAGUUUGGCUUGCCAGGCUAUUAGGCCUAUACUUU